AAGUCCCCUAGAAGAUGGGGGACUGGGGCUUCCUGGAGAAGCUGCUGGACCAGGUCCAGGAGCACUCGACGGCGAUUGGGAAGAUCUGGCUGACGGUGCUCUUCAUCUUCCGGAUCCUCAUCCUGGGGCUGGCCGGGGAGUCGGUGUGGGGGGAUGAGCAGUCGGACUUCCUAUGCAACACCAAGCAGCCGGGCUGCGUCAACGUGUGUUACGACAAAGCCUUCCCCAUCUCCCACAUCCGCUACUGGGUGCUGCAGUUCCUCUUCGUCAGCACCCCCACCCUGGUCUACCUGGGCCAUGUCAUCUACCUCUCGCAGCGGGAGGAGAAGCUGAAGCAGCGGGAGAGCGAGCUCCGGGCGGUGCAGGUCAAAGACGUGAAGGCGGAGCAGGCGCUGGCGGCGGUGCAGAAGAAGAUGGACAAGAUCUGCGUGGCAGAGGACGGGCACAUCAAGAUCCGUGGCUCCCUGAUGUGGACCUAUGUCAUCAGCGUGGUCUGCAAGAGCAUCUUCGAGGCCGGCUUCCUCUUAGGCCAGUGGUACCUGUAUGGCUUCUUCAUGCCGCCCAUCUUUGUGUGUGAGAGGGACCCCUGCCCCCACAAGGUGGACUGCUUUGUCUCCCGCCCCACGGAGAAGACGAUCUUCAUCAUCUUCAUGAUGGUGGUGGGGCUGAUCUCCCUGGGCCUCAACCUUCUGGAGCUCUUCCACCUCUGCUGCAAAAACCUGCUCAGCAGCCUAAGGAAGGCCUCUUCCUCCUCUCCCUGCCCAGCUGGGGAUGUGGACCCCUUCCCAGACAGUAAGACAUGCCACUACCUCCCCCUGAGCGACAGCCACUCCCCUCCCUACCUGACCUACAACAAGCUCUCCAGCGAGCAGAACUGGGCCAACUUCAACACCGAGGAGAACCUGGCGCUGCGCAAUGGGAACAAACCCACCUCAAAUGGCUACGCCCUGGCCACCCAGCCCGUGCAGGAGAGGCAGUCCAGCCGGCCCAGCAGCUCUGCCUCCAAGAAGCAGUAUGUCUAGAGAGCGCUGAAGGGGCGUCCAUAGGCCAUAGAACCAAGGGAGUGCCACGGGCCUCUUGGCCACGUAACCUGAUUGCUAGAGAGACUUUUAAAAAAAACAAAGCUCUCCCUGGAGACCCACUUUGGCUAACUGGCAGGUGCCUCCUGCUCUCUGCUGCCUGUUGUGUGUCUGUAUUUAAAGUGUGACUGCUGUUGAGGUGCUUCCAGGUGUGCACAGACUGGCCAGGCCAUAGGAUGCCAAACCUGGGUUCAAUCACAUGAUGCGUUGUAGCCAGCUGGCUGCCGUUUACAGCGCCAGGCUGAUUCUUACCAUUCUGCUGGGGAACUGUACUUCGGGCUCCGGGAAGGGUUGGGGGUUGGGAGUUAUUCGCCAGCGCCAAUGACUGUCAUUGAUGUUG
Molecule: messenger RNA, 1419 nt
Organism: Pelodiscus sinensis (Chinese soft-shelled turtle)
Lineage: Eukaryota; Metazoa; Chordata; Testudines; Trionychidae
Source: RefSeq, a predicted model, not a curated record